Molecule: messenger RNA, 4394 nt
Organism: Motacilla alba alba
Lineage: Eukaryota; Metazoa; Chordata; Aves; Passeriformes; Motacillidae
Gene: SOBP
Product: sine oculis binding protein homolog
Exons: 8
Coding region: 329-2950 (873 amino acids)
Biological process (GO): animal organ development
Cellular component (GO): nucleus
Source: RefSeq, a predicted model, not a curated record
CCGCGGCAGCCCGCCAGCAGCGCCACAGCAGGCGCGGGGCCGGCUCGCUCCGCGCUGCCUCCCGGCCGCCCGCCCCGCCGCUCCCAUGCGGGCCGGCGGCGAGGCAGAAGAUGGCUGACUCGCCGGGGCACCCGCGCCCCUGCCCGCCCGCGCCCCCCGCCCGCCCGCCGCCGCCGCCGCCGCCGCCGCGCUCCCCCCGGGCCCUCCGCGGCGCCGCCUGCCACCACUGAGAGCCGCCGCCGCCGCCCCCCCGCGCCCCUCCCGGCCCCCCCAGAGCACCAGCAGCCAUUUCAUCUCCACCACCACCACCACCAAGUAGGCGCAAAAAAUGGCAGAAAUGGAGAAAGAAGGGAGACCUCCCGAAAAUAAAAGGAGCAGGAAGCCGGCUCACCCGGUGAAGCGGGAGAUCAACGAGGAGAUGAAGAACUUUGCUGAAAACACUAUGAAUGAGCUCCUUGGCUGGUAUGGUUAUGAUAAGGUAGAACUGAAAGAUGGAGAAGAUAUUGAAUUCAGGAACUACUCAGCAGAUGGGGAAAGCCGCCAGCACAUUUCUGUUCUCAAAGAAAAUUCUUUGCCAAAACCAAAAUUACCUGAGGACAGUGUUAUUUCACCGUACAAUAUAAACCCAAGCUACCCAGGGCUUGCCACAGGAAAUGGACUAUCAGACUCACCAGCAGGGUCGAAGGAUCAUGGGAAUGUACCCAUUAUUGUCCCAUUAAUUCCACCACCUUUCAUAAAGCCACCAGCAGAAGAUGAUGUGUCAAAUGUACAAAUAAUGUGUGCCUGGUGCCAGAAAGUUGGAAUCAAGCGCUAUUCCCUGAGUAUGGGAAGUGAAGUGAAAUGCUUCUGCAGCGAGAAGUGCUUUGCAGCUUGCCGAAGAGCAUAUUUCAAGAGAAACAAGGCUAGAGAUGAAGAUGGACAUGCUGAAAAUUUUCCCCAGCAGCACUAUGCUAAGGAAACUCCAAGACUUGCCUUCAAGAAUAACUGCGAACUACUUGUAUGUGACUGGUGUAAGCACAUAAGACACACAAAAGAGUAUCUGGAUUUUGGGGACGGGGAAAGAAGGCUUCAGUUCUGCAGUGCAAAAUGUCUCAAUCAGUACAAAAUGGACAUUUUCUACAAAGAGACACAGGCCAAUCUUCCAGCUGGACUGUGCAGUACAUUACAUCCUCCAGUCGAAAAUAAAGCAGAAGGCACUGGGGUGCAGCUGCUGACUCCAGAUUCUUGGAAUAUACCGCUAGCAGAUGCUCGGAGAAAAGCCCCAUCCCCAGCGUCUGCAGCUGGCCAAAUUCAAGGCCCUGGACCAUCAGCCUCUACCACUGCCUCUCCGUCUGACACUGCCAACUGCUCUGUCACUAAAAUCCCCACGCCAGUUCCCAAACCUAUUCCCAUCAGUGAGAAUCCAAAUAUUCCACCGGUUUCUGUCCAGCCACCUGCUAGCAUUGUGCCUCCAAUUGGUGUCCCUCCUCGCAGUCCUCCCAUGGUGAUGACAAACCGUGGGCCAGUUCCUCUGCCCAUAUUCAUGGAACAGCAAAUUAUGCAGCAAAUCCGUCCACCGUUUAUUCGUGGGCCACCUCACCAUGCCUCAAAUCCUAACAGCCCUCUGUCAAAUCCAAUGAUUCCUGGAAUUGGUCCCCCACCAGGUGGUCCCAGAAAUAUGGGUCCCACCUCUAGCCCCAUGCACAGGCCAAUGCUUUCCCCCCAUAUCCAUCCCCCCACAACACCUACCAUGCCUGGGAAUCCUCCCGGCUUGUUGCCACCUCCCCCUCCCGGAGCUCCUUUGCCCAGUCUUCCCUUCCCCCCUGUCAGCAUGAUGCCAAAUGGUCCUAUGCCUAUGCCACAGAUGAUGAACUUUGGAUUGCCAUCCCUUGCCCCACUCGUGCCACCCCCAACUCUACUAGUGCCAUAUCCUGUCAUUGUCCCUUUGCCCGUUCCCAUCCCCAUUCCCAUCCCCAUCCCUCACAUCAACGACUCCAAACCCCCCAACGGCUUCUCCAGCAAUGGCGAAAGCUUCAUUCCGAGUACCUCCAGCGAGACGCCUGGGGCAAAGCCAACCAAUAGCUCUUCAUCCCCUCGAGAUUCGAAGCAAGGAUCAUCCAAGUCCUCUGACUCAUCACCGAGCUGCUCAGGCCAGUCCCUUAAUCAAGCUAAAGUGCUUCAGGAGCACAGUAAAAAUGAAGUUGUUGAUUUGACUGUCAGACCUGGUAGUCCAGCGAACAGUAAAUUUGGUUUCCCCAGUGUGCUACAGGGUCCACAGGACGGUGUGAUAGACCUAACAGUAGGCCACCGGUCUAGGCUGCACAAUGUCAUCCACAGGGCUCUACAUGCCCAAGUGAAGGUUGAACGUGAACCUAACAGUGUUGUAAAUUUGGCUUUUGGUAGCUCAGACAAAAGGAACUGCAGUGACUGCAGGGACAACUGCAGCCCGGUUGACUCAAAAACGUUACCGUGCAGUGACGGAGCUCACUGCUGUCCCGUCUCCUUGGCCUCUGGCACGCCAGGACUGGAAGCUGGCGCAGCGGUGUGCAACGUCAUUGUGAAUGGCACAAAGAGCACAGAGGGUUCCAAGAACCCGGAGCCGCCCCAGGAGCCGAAAAAGCCCCAGUCCCCGGAGGAGCUGGCGGUGAGCGAGCUGGAGUCCGUUAAGGAGAACAACUGUGCGUCAAACUGCCACCUUGAGGGAGAUGCUGGCAAGAAGACUGGGGAGGAGCCCCUGGCUGGGGGAGACAAACAGGACCCGAACCUUAACAAUCCAGCGGACGAGGACCAUGCGUAUGCUUUGAGGAUGCUGCCCAAGACAGGUUGCGUGAUCCAGCCUGUGCCAAAACCAGCAGAAAAGACUGCUAUUGCGCCGUGCAUUAUCUCAACGCCAAUACUCAGCACAGGGCCAGAGGAUCUGGAGCCACCAUUGAAAAGGAGGUGUCUCCGAAUUCGAAAUCAGAAUAAGUAAAGAUUACCUGCUGAGUCUCUCCUGUUGGUCCCAUAAAGGAACGCUCACUGACAGGGUACCUUGCAUGGAGAAAGGGAGCAGAGCAAACCACGUCACUCCACCGAAUGACACCAGCUGGUCCGCUCACCACCCCCUCUGGCUGAAAGUCCAGCAAAGAAAGCAGCUUCCUGUCAUGAAGCCCCUGAGGAAGUCUCGGUCCCACGGGUGCCUUUGACCCAGAAGACAGCACAUCAUAGAUCCACACAGUGUGCUCAGCAUUCCUGCGACCACCCCUCUUCUCCUCUCGGAACGCUUUUUCCUCUUUGUUUCUUGCUGGGGGGGAUUUUUCACCGGGUUUCAAAAACCACAUGGACCAACAUAGGUACUUUUCCCUCACUGACUUCGAAGUUCAGAUAUUUGAGACUGGACAAUGAUACGGAUUUUUUUUUUAAUUUUUUUUUCCUUUGAAAAACUGCUGUGGUUUUGCUGCUACACUAAGAAUCGUGAUUUGCAUUGUAUGGUUUUGGACCUAUUCAAGUUUUGAUGGGGGAAAGGGGUAAUACUGGAGUAGCAACGCUUCAGAGUCAUCUCUGUCCUACCCAUGAUGCACUUUUAAAUGAAGAGUUAGAAUAUUUUAUUGGCUAAUAUACUUUCCUUGUUAUUUUUACAAAGGCCACCUUUAUCCUUUCUAAUGCCAUAUUUUCAGUGUUACACUUUUAUGGCUUUUAAUUUUUGAUUUGACAGAUGUAAGAAGCAGCAUGAAUAGUUUAUACUGUGGUUUUUCAGAGACUGAAUGCCAAGAGAACUCAGUAAAUGUUUAUUCUUCUCAGCUUUCUCUUUAAAUUCCCCUAAAUAGCGCCCCAUUUGGGAACAGAGCAAGAGUGUUGAACUAAAGACCAAAAUUCCCUCAAGGUGUAAAAUAAUCUGAGGGGAAUAUUUGCUGGGCGUCACGAAAGACUUGGAUGAAAUUUCAACCCUGAUGGUUUUCAGUGAUCCAGGAAGGCAGUGAGACAAUCUCUCCAUAUGCAUAGCCCUUUCAUGAUAAUUAGAAUGGUAUGGACAAACCAAUGAAAACAAGGGUAAAGUGAGAAAGAUCCCCCAUGAUUCUGUUUCACUGUUUGCUUUCUCCUGUCAUGGUUAAGAGAAAUGUGCAAUUUGAUCCUCAAUCAGUGGGUGGAGGAUAACAGGGUAGAAUUUACUUGUGUGCACUUGUACAGUUGUAGCCAAGAGUCCAAAAGUACACUAGAGCAUGUUAUACUGGCACUGAAUUGGUAAGAGAGUUGUGGAGUAUCCCAUUCUGACAAAUAAAAAAGAAAAAAAAAGAAAAGAAAAAAAAUACAAAAACCCAUAAAAACCCCAGAAAAAAUCAAAAAGAAAGAAAAAAAAAACUUAAAAAAAUUUCAGAUCACCUUGUGAUUCAGUGUAACUGUUUACUAACUCGAAUAAAGCAAUUGUUCACUCUUGA